Molecule: messenger RNA, 1116 nt
Organism: Suillus plorans
Lineage: Eukaryota; Fungi; Basidiomycota; Agaricomycetes; Boletales; Suillaceae
Exons: 5
Coding region: 237-689 (150 amino acids)
Source: RefSeq, a predicted model, not a curated record
GCUUGAUGUUUGAACGCGAGUGUCCAGCUUUCCAUACUUGUGAGUCUAGCUUCAAGUGAGCCUGGUGCCAAUAGGCCUACUGGUGUCCCAGUGUCCCAGAGCGGCCGUUUGCCCCUCUGAAGGUUACUCACGGCAGUACGCUGAACUCCCAGCAGCUCUGAAGGUCAUAGCAUCUCUUGCUAUAUUCUAUCAACAAUUCCCUCUCACUCAACUACUCAGUAACUCACCAGCAGACCAUGAGUGACAAUUUACCGAAGGAUGGCGAUGGUUACAAGAUCCAGAAUGUCUUUUACAACACCCAGCACGCGGACUUGGAACACGGUGUCUCUGCGGUUGGCACUCCCAUCAUAGGGCACACGGAUGAUGGCUCCUCUACAGGGAGUGAUCACCGCACUUUCAUAGUCUCAUACACGGGAGGAGCAGAGGAUCUCGUAACGAUCAUCAAUCUAAAGAGCAAGACUUAUGCUUCGGCUAAUACCCUGGGAAUGAAACUCGAAGGUAACGGCUCGCCCGUGGUAUACCAAUUGAUCGAAUCCCAAUUGUCCCAGGGCGAGUUUAUCAUCCGCAAGCAAAACACCAACUAUGUGUGGUACCUUGAUAGCGACUCGAACCAAACCCAGAUCAGAAUUGUUCCAGCUCCUGCUGAGACUGACAAGAAGCAGUACUGGAAGUUCGUGCAACAGGAAUGAGUUUCACGUGGGAGGAGACCCCGUUGCUGUUAAGUUGUUUACCGGUGAAAUUCUGCACUCAUUUUAGCCCAUGUUAGCGGUCGUGACGUAGGGAAUAAAUGUUGUGAUGUGCAACCAGAACAUCCCUCCUGCGCGUUCCGAUACUUACUUUGCGAAAGAAACGCCAAUAAUCAAUGAACCUUACUAGUGACACCUCCACAUUUUUGUAAAUCAGAGUUACUCGCGGGUUUGUCACUUGUACAGUAUUCCAUUCCUAACACUACUCGACUCACUUGUUUUGUUGUUCUGUGCACGUACUAGUAUGUUCUCUGAAUAUUGUGUUUUUCUUGACACAUUUCAUUUGUUACAAAGAGUCCCCGACUCACAAUGUUAGUGGAAAACAUAGUACGAUGAAACCAGGAGGUUACCAUCACCCUUUCAACAGUUA